Molecule: messenger RNA, 1459 nt
Organism: Melospiza melodia melodia
Lineage: Eukaryota; Metazoa; Chordata; Aves; Passeriformes; Passerellidae
Product: C-signal-like
Exons: 6
Coding region: 589-1371 (260 amino acids)
Cellular component (GO): cytoplasm
Molecular function (GO): oxidoreductase activity
Source: RefSeq, a predicted model, not a curated record
CUGGUGAUGUGCUGGCCAUGCAGGUGCCCAUCCUUCUGCCAGGAGACUGGAUCCUCUGGGUGUGCUUCCCUGCAUGGGAGUGUUGUUUCACUUGACCAUCAGGGAAUGGGCAGUGGCUUGGAGGAGGCCAGCUCAAGGCAGAGAGUGUCUGCUCGUGGCCAUGUGAGGAAUGUCCUGGCCCAGGGGAGCGGGGCCGGGGGUGAGAUCAGCCUGUUCCCAGUGCUGUGUGGGUCUGAUGCAGGAAGCCCUUCUUGUGAAGGUGUCAAGCCCAUGUGAGCCCUGGAGCUUCCCACAUGCUGCUCCCUCCCUCCUCAGCCACAACAUAAACCUCUCCUGGUUUAUGGCCCUAGGUUUCCCAAGGACAACAGAAUUUUGCAUGAGACCGCCAAGAGUUUUUGCCCUUUGGAAACAAGGCCUGGCUCCCAGCCGGGAUCAAUGGCCUGGAGUUUGGAGGGCAGGUGCAGUUGCUCCUCCUGGAUCCAAGGGUUGGUGUAAACCCUGAGUGGGUGGGGUGUCUGGAAAAAGCUAAAAGGAACUAUGAGAGAGCAGAGCAAACAGUGAGAGCUGGAGCAGAGGAGGACAAGCAGCAUGGCUGGGCUCCACGUCCGCUCCGUUCUGGUGACUGGGGCCAACCGAGGCAUCGGCCUGGGGUUUGUCCAGCAUUUCCUGAGGAUGCCAAACCCACCUCAGUGGAUCUUUGCAGGCUGUCGGGACCCCAAGGGACAGCGAGCACAGGAGUUGCAGAAUUUGGCCUCCAAGCACCCCAACAUCAUCAUCAUCCCGCUCGAAGUCUCUGACCCUGCCAGUAUCAAGGCAGCUGCAGCCAAGGUUGGGGAGCACCUGGGGGGCUCUGGGCUCAACCUCCUCAUCAACAAUGCUGGAAUUGCAAAGCCAUGCUCCCUUGAUAAUGAAACACCAGAGGAUAUGAUACAGGUUUACACCACCAACACGGUUGGACCCCUGCUGAUGGGCCAGGCAUUUCUGCCCUUGCUGAAGAAGGCUGCCCAGGGAAGCCCAGGCUCAGGGCUGAGCUGCAGCAAGGCUGCCAUCGUCAACAUAUCCAGCAUUGCUGGCUCCAUUGACACCAUGUUUGUGUGGGAGUUUGGACAAGUUGUCUCAUACCGCUGCAGCAAGGCUGCUCUGAACAUGCUGGGCAAGUGCCAGUCCCUGGCGUACAAGGAGCACGGCGUCCUCUGCCUCACUUUCCACCCCGGCUGGGUGCAAACUGAUAUGGGGGGUGGAGGAGAAUCAUUCAAGCCUCCCCUGACAGUGGAUGACAGCGUGCAAGGGAUGCUGAAGGUGCUGUCCUCCAUCUCUGAGAAGGAGACUGGGGCCUUCCUGGACUGGGAAGGGAAGGUCGUGCCCUGGUGAGAUGCUGAUUCAGGAUUCCGACUGUGAGGACCUUUGCUGCCUGCACCAUGUUUUACCUGUCCCUUAGUAAAUGAGUUUCCACAAACAA